AACUCGGGCCGCGGCGCUCAGACACCCGGCCUGGCUCCCGAGGGCGCCAGCGCGGCCCCGGGGAGCGCGAGGAGUCGGCGAGCGCGCGGCCUGCCGUUGGCGGCCUGGUCCGCGGCGCUCAGCGCCCACCCGCUCCAAAGGUGGGGCCCAAGCCCCCGGGAAGAUGGUGUCCUGGAUAAUCUCCAGAGCCGUGGUGCUGGUGUUUGGAAUGCUUUAUCCUGCUUAUUAUUCAUAUAAAGCUGUGAAAACAAAAAACGUGAAGGAAUAUGUUCGAUGGAUGAUGUACUGGAUUGUUUUUGCUCUCUAUACUGUGAUUGAAACAGUAGCAGAUCAAACUGUUGCUUGGUUUCCCCUGUACUAUGAGCUGAAGAUUGCCUUUGUCAUAUGGCUGCUCUCUCCCUAUACCAAAGGGGCCAGUUUAAUAUAUAGAAAAUUCCUUCAUCCACUUCUUUCUUCAAAGGAAAGGGAGAUUGAUGAUUAUAUUGUACAAGCAAAGGAACGAGGCUACGAGACCAUGGUGAACUUUGGACGGCAAGGUUUAAACCUGGCAGCUACUGCUGCUGUCACCGCAGCAGUGAAGAGCCAAGGAGCAAUCACUGAACGUUUAAGAAGCUUCAGUAUGCAUGAUUUAACAGCUAUCCAAGGUGAUGAGCCUGUAGGACAAAGACCACAUCAACCUUUACCAGAAGCAAAAAGGAAAAGUAAGCCAGCCCCCGGUGAAUCAGCAGGUUGUAGAAUUGCACUGAAAGACGGAGAUGAGAAAACAGAUGAAGAACCGGAUGGGCCAUUUUCAGAAGAUGAGAUGUUAACACACAGAGGGCUUCGGAGGACGCAAAGCAUGAAAUCUGUGAAAACCAGCAAAGUUCGCAAGGAGGUACGGUAUGGGUCACUAAAAUACAGAGUGAAGAAGAGACCACAAGUAUAUUUUUAGUCAUCUACACUUCAAAAAAUCCCAAGACAAAUUUUGUGAAUACAUUGACUUCAUUUUCUGACAUAAUAUAUUUGGGAUCUAUGCAUUAAAAUAAUU
Molecule: messenger RNA, 1027 nt
Organism: Otolemur garnettii (small-eared galago)
Lineage: Eukaryota; Metazoa; Chordata; Mammalia; Primates; Galagidae
Gene: REEP3
Product: receptor accessory protein 3
Exons: 8
Coding region: 164-931 (255 amino acids)
Biological process (GO): endoplasmic reticulum tubular network organization
Cellular component (GO): endoplasmic reticulum membrane; cytoplasmic microtubule; endoplasmic reticulum tubular network
Molecular function (GO): microtubule binding
Source: RefSeq, a predicted model, not a curated record